Molecule: messenger RNA, 482 nt
Organism: Armigeres subalbatus
Lineage: Eukaryota; Metazoa; Arthropoda; Insecta; Diptera; Culicidae
Product: histone H2B-like
Exons: 1
Coding region: 61-435 (124 amino acids)
Cellular component (GO): nucleosome
Molecular function (GO): structural constituent of chromatin; protein heterodimerization activity; DNA binding
Source: RefSeq, a predicted model, not a curated record
UUAUUAGUUUCUCUCCAACAGUGUUACAAAUACAUUUUUGCACUUCAGUUGUCGGUCGAAAUGGCACCAAAAGCAAGUGGAAAAGCCGAGAAGAAGUCCGGAAAGGCUCAGAAGAGCGUCGCCAAGGGAGAUAAAAAGAAGAGACGGCAACGCAGGAAGGAAAGCUACGCCAUCUACAUCUACAAGGUGCUGAAGCAGGUCCACCCGGACACUGGAGUCUCAUCGAAGGCCAUGAGCAUUAUGAAUAGCUUCGUCAAUGACAUCUUCGAGCGGAUUGCUGCUGAGGCUUCUCGUCUUUCGCACUAUAAUAAACGCUCGACGAUUACCUCCCGCGAAAUUCAAACCGCUGUCCGUCUGCUGCUGCCGGGAGAAUUGGCCAAGCACGCAGUCUCCGAGGGUACGAAGGCUGUGACGAAGUAUACCAGCUCCAAGUAGAACUGUUCUCCAGAAGCCCAAAAAGGCCCUUUUCAGGGCCAAAAAAA